This is a messenger RNA of Sinocyclocheilus anshuiensis, 1723 nucleotides long. RefSeq names its product BTB/POZ domain-containing protein KCTD6-like. The coding region runs from base 332 to 1045 and encodes 237 amino acids. The transcript is spliced from 3 exons. NCBI's taxonomy places the organism in Eukaryota, Metazoa, Chordata, Actinopteri, Cypriniformes, Cyprinidae. Gene Ontology annotation, biological process: protein homooligomerization. The record is from RefSeq and is a predicted model, not a curated record. Gene Ontology annotation, molecular function: protein binding.
CUCUGUGAAUCCACAUCACAGCUAUUUUACAGCCUUUACUCAAGCAACCGAUUCUCUUUAGAAUAUAAGGCUUUCAAAUUGCUCUUACAUUUUGGAAAAAUCAUGAAAGCCCCCCGAGGAAAGCAAACUAUCCGUGUUUAAACCCCUGUCCUCCGUAUUGCUGAUGCUUUGGACAAGAGGAAACAACUGAAGUCCAUCGGACGAGGAGGAGAGACUAAGAUUCCUAAGAAAACGUAUUUGCAACGAGUUUACUGCAGGUGAAGUGUUUAUACCUCAUAAAGGCUGCAGAGAGCGUCAUUCAUCGCAUCAUUGAAGAGGAACAAUUGGCCACAUGGAGAAUGGAGACUGGACACACAUGAUGAUGGAUAUGGUUACCCUAAACGUUGGCGGCCAUUUGUACACCACGUCACUCUCCACCCUCCAGCGUUAUCCAGACUCUAUGUUGGGCGCCAUGUUUCGUGGUGACUUUCCCACCACACGAGACGCCCAAGGCAACUAUUUUAUAGAUCGAGAUGGUCCUCUAUUCCGUUACAUCUUAAAUUUUUUACGAACCUCGAAACUGACGCUACCAUGUGACUUCAAAGAAACAGAGCUCCUUCGGAAGGAAGCAGACUUCUAUCAGAUAGAGCCCCUGAUCCAGUGUUUAGGAGACACCAAACCCCUUUAUCCACUGGACACUUUUGAGCAAGUGGUAGAACUUUCAAGUACUCGUAAGCUGUCCAAGUACUCAAACCCGGUGGCGGUCAUUAUCACCCAACUCACCGUCACCACCAAAGUUCAUGCACUACUCGAAGGCAUCUCCAACAACUUCACCAGAUGGAAUAAACACAUGAUGGACACCAGAGACUUUCAAAUGUCCUUUACCUUUGGACCAUGUGACUACCACCAAGAGGUUUCCCUUCGGGUGCAUCUGGUAGAGUACAUCUCCAAGCAAGGCUUCACGAUUCGCAACAUGCGGGUGCAUCACAUGAGUGAACGCGCCAAUGAGAAUACAGUAGAACAUCAUUGGACGUUUUGUAGAGUUGCGCAGAAGGUUGAGGACUGAUUGAUGCUGCAUUGAUGUCUGAAUAUUAACCAUAUUUAUUGGUAAUAUUCAGAGCAACUUGAGAAAUUACGAGUUUAACAAAGAUGUGAGUGAUUUUUAAUACCUGUGAACUUAUAAUUAAGGUAAUUCCAAAUUACUUGAAUGCACCACAUCUCCACUGCAGAUCCUGGUUCAGGGUAACCAAUAAUGAACACAAUUAAAAUGUUUUCUGUUGUAUGUAUUUUGUCCUAUAGUGUUUUAUGCGCCUUCUCACCCACUUCAGAUGUUUAUGGGUGAAAGGAACCUGAACAAUUUCUAUAAGUACUAUAUACCGCAUAUACUUGGAAAAACUGACUCGAAUUUCUUUCUUGAUUGUCAAAUCUAUUUAUGCAACCUUUAAAUCAGAAACUUUUAUAUAUAUUGCAUCAGUGUUAAAUAUACAGUAUUCAGUUGUAUUUAUAGUAUUUGUGCAGAUAUUUUGUCUUGUGAUUGAGCCCAUAAACUGUAAAUGGUUUGCAUGAUUCUGUGCUAUCUGCACUAUUAUUGAUUCAGUAAUAUUUUCCCCCUUUGAGAUAUGUAAAAAUGAUGUAAUUUGCAUGUUGCUCAAUAUGUUUUGUGGCCUAAAGCUUUGAGCAAAACAAUACCUCUUAUGAUCAGCUGGCCAGACCAAAUUUUGGAGUUAAUGUCCCAUUUAAAAUU